Molecule: messenger RNA, 3487 nt
Organism: Caenorhabditis sp. 36 PRJEB53466
Lineage: Eukaryota; Metazoa; Nematoda; Chromadorea; Rhabditida; Rhabditidae
Source: the annotation of a GenBank genome assembly
AUGUCUUCUCCGUCCAGUCUCUCCAAGUACGGUCUCGAUCUUUCCGAAUCCGAAUCCGAAGAAGACAUGCCUCUGCCGGUCCGACCCGUCCAUCCCAAUGCUCCGUCGAAGAAUGCUCAAAUGAUGCGCGCAAUGUGGGAGGCCCACAAGUCCGAAAAGUCCGAUUCCGAUGAAUUCGAUUCCGAUGAAUCCGAUUCGGAGGAAUCCGAUUCGGAUGAAUCCGCUGAGGAGGAUAAGGAGAACCGGGAGCCGUCGCCAGUUUCACCACCGCCUCCAGCAAGUGCACAACUUCCGUCCGCUCCGAAGCUGCCUGAAACUCCGAGUGCUCCGCCGGCAAUUCCACGUCAGCCGUCUCCAGUCCCUCCGGCUCAACUGGUCCCUGCUGCUGCUCCGAAAACGACGAGGAAACCCCGUGCUCCAGUUCCCGCCAAGGCUCCAGCUACGAAGAAACCCCGUGCUCCAGUUCCCGCCAAGGCUCCAGCUACGAAGAAACCCCGUGCUCCAGUUCCCGCCAAGGCUCCAGCUACGAAGAAACCCCGUGCUCCAGUUCCCGCCAAGGCUCCAGCUACGAACAAACCCCGUGCUCCAGUUCCCGCCAAGGCUCCAGCUACGAACAAACCCCGUGCUCCAGUUCCCGCCAAGGCUCCAGCUACGAAGAAACCCCCGUGCUCCAGUUCCCGCCAAGGCUCCAGCUACGAAGAAACCCCGUGCUCCAGUUCCCGCCAAGGCUCCAGCUACGAACAAACCCCGUGCUCCAGUUCCCGCCAAGGCUCCAGCUACGAACAAACCCCGUGCUCCAGUUCCCGCCAAGGCUCCAGCUACGAAGAAACCCCGUGCUCCAGUUCCCGCCAAGGCUCCAGCUACGAACAAACCCCGUGCUCCAGUUCCCGCCAAGGCUCCAGCUACGAACAAACCCCGUGCUCCAGUUCCCGCCAAGGCUCCAGCUACGAACAAACCCCGUGCUCCAGUUCCCGCCAAGGCUCCAGCUACGAACAAACCCCGUGCUCCAGUUCCCGCCAAGGCUCCAGCUACGAACAAACCCCGUGCUCCAGUUCCCGCCAAGGCUCCAGCUACGAACAAACCCCGUGCUCCAGUUCCCGCCAAGGCUCCAGCUACGAACAAACCCCCGUGCUCCAGUUCCCGCCAAGGCUCCAGCUACGAACAAACCCCGUGCUCCAGUUCCCGCCAAGGCUCCAGCUACGAACAAACCCCGUGCUCCAGUUCCCGCCAAGGCUCCAGCUACGAACAAACCCCCGUGCUCCAGUUCCCGCCAAGGCUCCAGCUACGAACAAACCCCGUGCUCCAGUUCCCGCCAAGGCUCCAGCUACGAACAAACCCCGUGCUCCAGUUCCCGCCAAGGCUCCAGCUACGAACAAACCCCGUGCUCCAGUUCCCGCCAAGGCUCCAGCUACGAACAAACCCCCGUGCUCCAGUUCCCGCCAAGGCUCCAGCUACGAACAAACCCCGUGCUCCAGUUCCCGCCAAGGCUCCAGCUACGAACAAACCCCGUGCUCCAGUUCCCGCCAAGGCUCCAGCUACGAACAAACCCCGUGCUCCAGUUCCCGCCAAGGCUCCAGCUACGAAGAAACCCCGUGCUCCAGUUCCCGCCAAGGCUCCAGCUACGAAGAAACCCCGUGCUCCAGUUCCCGCCAAGGCUCCAGCUACGAACAAACCCCGUGCUCCAGUUCCCGCCAAGGCUCCAGCUACGAACAAACCCCGUGCUCCAGUUCCCGCCAAGGCUCCAGCUACGAACAAACCCCGUGCUCCAGUUCCCGCCAAGGCUCCAGCUACGAACAAACCCCGUGCUCCAGUUCCCGCCAAGGCUCCAGCUACGAACAAACCCCGUGCUCCAGUUCCCGCCAAGGCUCCAGCUACGAACAAACCCCGUGCUCCAGUUCCCGCCAAGGCUCCAGCUACGAAGAAACCCCGUGCUCCAGUUCCCGCCAAGGCUCCAGCUACGAAGAAACCCCGUGCUCCAGUUCCCGCCAAGGCUCCAGCUACGAACAAACCCCGUGCUCCAGUUCCCGCCAAGGCUCCAGCUACGAACAAACCCCGUGCUCCAGUUCCCGCCAAGGCUCCAGCUACGAAGAAACCCCGUGCUCCAGUUCCCGCCAAGGCUCCAGCUACGAAGAAACCCCGUGCUCCAGUUCCCGCCAAGGCUCCAGCUACGAACAAACCCCGUGCUCCAGUUCCCGCCAAGGCUCCAGCUACGAAGAAACCCCGUGCUCCAGUUCCCGCCAAGGCUCCAGCUACGAACAAACCCCGUGCUCCAGUUCCCGCCAAGGCUCCAGCUACGAACAAACCCCGUGCUCCAGUUCCCGCCAAGGCUCCAGCUACGAACAAACCCCGUGCUCCAGUUCCCGCCAAGGCUCCAGCUACGAACAAACCCCGUGCUCCAGUUCCCGCCAAGGCUCCAGCUACGAACAAACCCCGUGCUCCAGUUCCCGCCAAGGCUCCAGCUACGAACAAACCCCGUGCUCCAGUUCCCGCCAAGGCUCCAGCUACGAAGAAACCCCCGUGCUCCAGUUCCCGCCAAGGCUCCAGCUACGAAGAAACCCCGUGCUCCAGUUCCCGCCAAGGCUCCAGCUACGAACAAACCCCGUGCUCCAGUUCCCGCCAAGGCUCCAGCUACGAACAAACCCCGUGCUCCAGUUCCCGCCAAGGCUCCAGCUACGAAGAAACCCCUGUGCUCCAGUUCCCGCCAAGGCUCCAGCUACGAAGAAACCCCGUGCUCCAGUUCCCGCCAAGGCUCCAGCUACGAACAAACCCCUGUGCUCCAGUUCCCGCCAAGGCUCCAGCUACGAAGAAACCCCGUGCUCCAGUUCCCGCCAAGGCUCCAGCUACGAACAAACCCCGUGCUCCAGUUCCCGCCAAGGCUCCAGCUACGAACAAACCCCGUGCUCCAGUUCCCGCCAAGGCUCCAGCUACGAACAAACCCCGUGCUCCAGUUCCCGCCAAGGCUCCAGCUACGAACAAACCCCGUGCUCCAGUUCCCGCCAAGGCUCCAGCUACGAAGAAACCCCGUGCUCCAGUUCCCGCCAAGGCUCCAGCUACGAACAAACCCCGUGCUCCAGUUCCCGCCAAGGCUCCAGCUACGAACAAACCCCGUGCUCCAGUUCCCGCCAAGGCUCCAGCUACGAACAAACCCCGUGCUCCAGUUCCCGCCAAGGCUCCAGCUACGAACAAACCCCGUGCUCCAGUUCCCGCCAAGGCUCCAGCUACGAACAAACCCCGUGCUCCAGUUCCCGCCAAGGCUCCAGCUACGAACAAACCCCGUGCUCCAGUUCCCGCCAAGGCUCCAGCUACGAACAAACCUCGUCGCAAGAACCAACGGGACCAGCCGGUGAGCCAGCCGGCACCGUUCGCCUUCGACCCGAGAAUGGCGGCGGUGGCAAUCAAUCGGAAUGUGCACAGACGUCCGGAAGCCACCCUCAAACGGCCCGCCGCCGAGGCAAUCGCCGCACUCGCAAAACGACACAAACUAUAA